Trichosporon asahii var. asahii CBS 2479 is the source of this 2871-nucleotide messenger RNA. RefSeq lists its product as uncharacterized. The record is from RefSeq and is a predicted model, not a curated record. The transcript has a single exon. Gene Ontology annotation, biological process: intracellular protein transport; Golgi organization; retrograde vesicle-mediated transport, Golgi to endoplasmic reticulum. Gene Ontology annotation, cellular component: COG complex. Lineage: Eukaryota; Fungi; Basidiomycota; Tremellomycetes; Trichosporonales; Trichosporonaceae. The coding region runs from base 1 to 2871 and encodes 956 amino acids.
AUGGCAUUACCCGCCACGCUGGCACAUACGACAUGGACCGAAGCUCGAUGGCAUGACGACGAUCGGGCAGCGGCCGGCGACCACAAAUCUCUACAUUACACCAAAACACCAGCCCGACGCGUCAACUCUCUCAACAUGGCAGAGACAGGCGCCAAGGGUGGUGCGAACGACAACCAUCUCAAGGUCGACACGCGAACGCCGCCGGACCUCACCCCCGACGUUGAGCUCGACGAAGUUGUCGACCCCCUCUCCUCGCUACCUGCUCUCGCAUCAGCGCUCGACUCAGCUUACGAUGACGUCCCGGGCUUCAUCAACUCUCUCCUAUCCGACUAUGUUCCCCCCGCUCUUCCCUCCCCUGCUCCUCAACAACCACCGAAUCUUCCGCCGAUUGAGAAGCAGCUGAACGAGCUCAUGACUCGUCUCAGCCUGCUGAACCAGGACACUUCGAGCGCCUUGGAGCAGUCGAUCUCGGACAUCUCGCGCACUGUUCCGAGACUGACUUAUGACCUGCAGUUCAUGCGCGAGUCGGCUGUGUCGCUUCAGUCGAGUCUGCGCAGAGUGCAAGACAAAGCUGCGCGGCAGCAGCUGGGCAACGACAGCGAGGAAGCCAGGACGCAACGGCAUCUCGAUAAGCUCACACACCUCGACAAGCUGAAGACGCGUAUGGAGGCUGCUCGCGACAUUCUUGCCGAAGCUGAAAGCUGGAGCACACUCGAGAGCGAGAUCACGACGUUCAUCGCCGAGCGCGAGUGGACGAAGGCGGGUGAGCGGCUGGCUGAGGCCAGUAAGAGUCUGGUCGUGUUCCAGAGCACGGAAGGAGAGUACGAGUCGAAGCGUAGCUUGCUCGUCAGUCUUCAAAACGAGUUGGAGACUGCACUGUCGGCUGCUCUCCGCGAUGCCAUUGCUCAGGUGGACACGGCAACAACGGCCCAGUUCCACGAGAUCUUCCGAAUGAUGGAGCGCGAGCACGAGUUCCGCAAUUACUACUUUGCUGCUCGCCGAGCGCCGAUUCUGGAAGCCUGGACGAAUGUUGUGCUGCUCGAUGCCGGCUCUGAGGGUGCCGGAGAAGGUGCCGAGGAGGGAACGGAACCGGUCAAGUUCAGCUCCUUCCUGCCAAAGUUCUACGAGACUAUCAUUCAGACGCUGAAUCCGGAGCGCACGCAGAUCCCGCUCGUCUUCCAGACAGACUCUGCGGCGAACAUUCUCUCAUCAUUCUUCGAGACGACGCUGGACGCACUUUCACCCAGCUUCCACAAUCGUCUCUCCGCUGUGGCCGACCACUACGGACCUGAGGCGCUACCGGAGGUUAUCCGCGCAUUCACGGCGACGGAAGAGCUGGGCGUCCAGAUCCAAGGUCUCAUGGACAAGCUCGCCUUCAACACACAAGGUGGACAUGUCAGUGGGGCUUCUCUCUCGCAGUCGCCGUCCACGGCCACGAACACGCCGGUAUCACCAAGCAUGCGAUCACGGCGAUCAACGAACCCGAACCGAAUGUCGAUGUCUCACCGAUUCUCGCGGUCCGUCAGCUUCCUGGAAGCGGCGCCUGCGUCGCCAACAGCGUGGGAGACAACGAUCUACGAGCCGUUCCUCGACCUGCAGUCGUCGUACCCCGCCCUUGAGAAGCGCUACCUGCGACACCUACUGAAACAUGACCCGGCUCUGACACGGCCGGCCAACAGGGACAACCCGGCCCGGACACUGAAUGAGCGUGCUGCCGUUGUGUUUGGGUUCGCCGAGGAUGCAAUCGGACGAUGUGUCGCAUUCACGCACGGCUAUGGUACCCGAGGUCUGAUCGACGCUCUGAACGAUCUCGUUCGAGCAUUCCUGGAGAACAAUGGCGACAUUCUGGACAGCGCGAAGCGAGUUUCCAAUGGUACCGGGGACGGUAAGGACGAUCUCGGGCUGGAAGGGCUCGACUACUCGACGGAGGACUGGGGUGCGUUCCAAGUCGCGCUGCAUGUGCUGGAGGCAUGCCGAGGAAUUCGGGACAAACUGUCCCAGUUCGAGACAAAGCUUUACCAGGCUCUGACCGAUGUUGCGCCGCGGUUGAUCAUUUCGGCUGCGGACCCGGCGUCCUUCACACUGAAGGAUACGACGCUCGGCGCCCUGACCCUGCUGCAGCAGUCAACGCUGAACUCGGUUGAGCUUCACAGCCUGAUCGGAUCUUUGCCCGGGAAAGAACCGCCAGCCGUCGAGCUGACCAAGGCUCGCGAUGCCGUCUCCAACUUUACGAGAUCGGCCCAGGUCUUCCUCCAGUCCAUCAUUCUUUCGCCUCUUCGAUCACAGCUCGACACCUACCCAUCUCUGUCCGUCUGGGAGAAGCCCGACAAGGAGAAGAAACGCGGCGACCUGCACGUGCCGACCUUUUCCCUGUCUCCGACAGACACGAUGGCGCGCGUGGCCGAGGGCCUGCUCAAUCUCUUGCGAGUGUUUGAAGAGUACGCUGCCGACGAGUCGCUCGCAUUCUCAAUCGAGACGCUACCCUUCGUGGAUGUUGACUCUCUGCGUGAACUGCUCGCGAAGCCGUCCGACGUGCUGGACCCUCAGGCGGAGAAGGAGGAGCCUACGCUGGGUGCCGAAGCUGUCCUGUCAACCUGGGUCUCAAGUCUGGCGCUCAGCCUGCUGUCGUCGCUGACGAAGACGACGUUGCACAAGAUCCCUGCCCUGUCCAACUCUGGCUCUGCCCAGCUCGCAUCUGACCUGGCGUACCUGUCGAAUGCGGUUCGGGCACUGGACGUGGAAUGGGAGGACUUGGAGAAGUGGCGUGAGGCGGCCGAGGCUACGCCCGAAGAGUGGCGGGAAAAGGUGGGGAACGAUCGUAAGGGCCCGUGGGGCACGGUGGGCCGAUUGCGGGGAUUCACCAAGCAGUAG